AUGAGAAAUGGAAAGGGAUUGUAUGUGUUUAAAAAUGGUGCCAGGUAUGAAGGAGAAUGGCGUCAUGCUAUGAAAUAUGGAAUAGGUCAAAUGACGUAUCCUGAUGGUUCUCGCUACGAAGGAGAUUGGAGACACGACCUAAAACACGGAUUUGGGGCGUAUUACUAUCCCAAUGGGGAUAUCUAUGAAGGCGCUUGGUUUAAAGGCAAACGACAUGGACUCGGGACUUACUUUUAUGCAGAACACCAGAUAAAAUUCAUGGGAACUUGGGUAGAUGGCGCUAUUGAAGGGCCGGGGCAAAUAAUGUACCCCCGAGUACGAUACCACGGCUCUUGGUACAAAGGCAUACCCAAAGGACCUGGUUGCUUUGUCUUUGAUACAAACUGUAUGCAACACGGCUUCUAUUUGCUGACUAAAGACCCUGACUUUGAAGAAUUGGGUGAAGGUGAAGAAGAAAAGGAUGAUAAACACAAAGAUAAAUUAGAAGAGGGUGAAGAAGAAAUUGAGAUUGAUGAAACUUUAGGUAAAAUUGCAGUAUGGCACGCUCGUAACAUAACUGCUUACAUGGCGGAAUUUUUACCACCAGAGCCAGUUCCGUUACCAGUUCAUGAUUCAUUGCCAUCACUAGUUGAAGAGAGCGUUCUAACUGAUGUAUUGAGGUUUGAACCUCCAUCAAUGUCUGGGGAGGAAGGAGGUGAUGAUAAUGACUCAUGGCUCUUACACCGCCAGCAGUUCCUUGAAGAAGCUGAACAAAAGGAA
This is a messenger RNA of Brenthis ino (lesser marbled fritillary), 759 nucleotides long. The record is from the annotation of a GenBank genome assembly. Lineage: Eukaryota; Metazoa; Arthropoda; Insecta; Lepidoptera; Nymphalidae.